ACAGUGACGUCCCGUGCGGAUAGAUGCUCAGAUAGAUAGAUUCCCUCGCUGCUUUAGUGUAUCGUAGCUCUGCAGAUAUAAUUAUUUUACAUGUGAAAGAUCGUGUUACAGCUCUGGAGAGAAGCAGCAGCAUGCAGCGGAACGCGGUGAUCGUGGUGGCGGACAAAACGAGCCUGAAAAGGCCGUUUAUUUUUGCAAAUGCUGUACAUAUGGCGCUGUGUUUCUUCAUGUUGACCAUGACAGUAGCGUGGCACAGAGAACUCAUCCAGACUGGCAAACUGGUGUCCACUGCCUCAGUUGUGAUCAUGUACGUCAUGGAGAUCGGCUGCCUGCUGCUCUCGAUUCUUGGUGUGUUUGGAGCUUUAAAGGGAAAAAGAUGGUGUUUGAUACUGUAUGCAGCUGGGAUGGCAGCAGCCAGUCAAACAAUCAUUGUAAGAACAGCACUGAGUUACCAGGAUGUGUAUGAGAAACGUGUGGCUCGUGAGGAGGCAAAGUUGCUCUCCAUGAUGCCGCUCAGUGGAACCAGCAAAGCAAACAGGACGCUGCUUUACAGUAUUCAAGAAGAGUUCGAGUGCUGUGGUCUUAUUGAUGGCUACAAAGACUGGGGCUCCAACAUCCCUCCCUCCUGUAACUGUCAAUAUCCAGGAAAAUGUAUCCGACUACGGGGCAGUGCCACACUCGGAGCUCCAAAGAACCAGUAUGUUUAUCAAAGGCCUUGCCUCCCAAUAUAUGUCUCUGAGCUGAAGCUUGCAUUCUCACUAGCGAUGGGUAUACAAUUCGGGAGUGCUGUAUUUUGGGUGGUUUUACUCGUCAUGAGCAUCAAGCUGAUGGGCCAGAUAAGACGGAAACAGGAGUUCAUGGCUCUCCUCCAAUCAAACAGAUAUGUUCCUGGUGCCUUCUAGUCACCUCAUAUGUUUUGAUGGACACUUCCAAUUCAUUAGCAAGAAUACCUUGUUUGAAUUUGCACAUGUAAACUAUCUAUGCUGUAUACCAUAAUCUGGCUACUUUGUGCUAUAGCAAAAUAUGUUAUCAUUUUCUAAUAAAUUAUUGCAUGUACCUGAUAUUGAAAAGUAAUCUACAUGCAUAGAUCAACUUCA
Molecule: messenger RNA, 1097 nt
Organism: Notolabrus celidotus (New Zealand spotty)
Lineage: Eukaryota; Metazoa; Chordata; Actinopteri; Labriformes; Labridae
Product: tetraspanin-8-like
Exons: 9
Coding region: 132-902 (256 amino acids)
Cellular component (GO): membrane
Source: RefSeq, a predicted model, not a curated record